AUGACAGCAAGUAAAACAACAAGCACAAAAAAUGCAGCGGACCGCUAUUCUGGAUAUUAUCCAAAAGUUUAUGGUUCAAAUGAUUCAUAUUUAUUAAUAAAUGUACUGCCAAUAGACUUAGCUGAUGAGUAUCUUUAUAAAUUAAGAAGUGAAGUAAAAUGGGGCAAAAUGUAUCAAAACGGUGGUAAAGUACCACGUGAAAUAGCAAUACAGGGGACAAUUAGCAAAGAUAAUUUUGAACCAUUAUAUCGUAAGUGUUGAUUUCAACAUUUUUUUAAAUAGUUUGCGGUAUGAAAUAUUUGUUGAAUAUAGUAACCCAUGUCGCACUUUUUUUCGUGAUACCACCAGUCAUCGAUCGUUCUAUAGCCACUCGUUAACCGUACCGUUCAGUAUAACUACCGGUUUUUUCUUCUACCGGCGGUUGCCGCACGCUUUUUUUCAGACCGCCAUACAAGAAAAACCCGACCAGUGUACCGCGUGGUUCGGUAGACUGUGUGGUAAUUUCAGUUCCGCGGGUGGUAUACCAGGGAAUGUAAUAGACUGGUACUGGAGCGGUAACCAGGCGGUAUUUAACCGGUUUUGACGACAUAGGAAUGCUCCGAGUACUGUUAUUUAUUUUCUUUUUCGUGCUUGCGACAAAAACAUUAACAAGGUUAAUAUGCACUUUGAACUACUGUACUUUUUUUCUACUCUUCAUACGCAAUACUCUAUAUCGGGUGAUUCUUUUGAAAGCAUGCCAGAGUUUACAUCGGCUUUAUCCGAAUGUUGGAGAGUAAUAGAACUAGUACAACUCGGGCUUCUCAUGACAAACGUCAUUUUUAAAAAAUUUUAAAACAACGCACAGUGAUCGCCAAUGUGGAUUUCAUUUUUCAGAUUGGUAUUUUCGUCAGAGAGGCACUUUUCUCCAAAAGUUCUUGGCCAAGAUGCAAACUUGUUUGUCUAAUAGCCCACGUUGAGUACACGAGAACUAUAUACCAUCCGUUGUCUUGUAUUCCCGUACCCAAGCAAAAAAAAUGGAGCUAGAAUCGGGCGGUUGGAGCUAGAUAACACGGUUUUCGACCCGGUUAAGCUAGAUCCAACUUAAAAAGUUUAACCUAGGAUCGGGCGGUUCAACCUACUUUUGGGCGGUUGGGGAGGUAAUACGCUAGGUUAACCGACCGAUCGAGCUAGCUCUGUCUGAUCUGGUUCCAACCGCCCACUUAACCGAUCGAUUAAGCUAGUUUCUGGUAUCAAAUAAAUUAAACACAGGGAGGUUAUCAGCUAGGUUAAUCGCCUGCUUAACUGACCGAUCGAUCUAGCUCCAACCGGGCAAUUAACCGACUGGUUCAGCUAGUUCCAGACAUGAAAUGCAUUAGAUACGGGGAAGUUAUCGAGUAAUCUACAGGUAAAUCGGGUGGUUGCAGUGCCCAGUUAACCGGGUAGCUUAAAAAAUAAGAAGAAGGAAUAUGUGCCUAACGAGAAUCGUAAGAUGUAAACGUUUUUUCUAU
Messenger RNA from Didymodactylos carnosus, 1487 nucleotides. The record is from the annotation of a GenBank genome assembly. NCBI's taxonomy places the organism in Eukaryota, Metazoa, Rotifera, Eurotatoria, Philodinida, Philodinidae.